Messenger RNA from Ipomoea triloba (trilobed morning glory), 1790 nucleotides. RefSeq lists its product as uncharacterized. Bases 438 to 1718 code for a protein of 426 amino acids. The record is from RefSeq and is a predicted model, not a curated record. Lineage: Eukaryota; Viridiplantae; Streptophyta; Magnoliopsida; Solanales; Convolvulaceae. Gene Ontology annotation, molecular function: nucleic acid binding; RNA-DNA hybrid ribonuclease activity. The transcript is spliced from 4 exons.
GUAGAAAUGGAGGUUUAGCUCUCCUCUGGAACGGUGGUAUUGAUGUUGAAGUUGUAGGCUAUUCGAACCAUUUUAUAGACACGGUGGUCUCGCAACAUGGGGUUGGGUCGUAGUGGCAUUUCACGGGCUAUUAUGGCCAUCCCGAGAGGUCGCGACGGCAUUUCUCUUGGGCUCUCCUAAGGUAUUUGUCUACUCUAAAUUCUUUGCCUUGGCUCUUAAUGGAGGAUUUUAAUGAUAUUAUGUGGGCAAGGGAGAAGAGUGGGCGGCUUCCUCAUCCUAAGUGGUUGAGGAGGGGUUUCUGUGAGGCUGUGACUGAGAGUGGUUUGCAUGAUUUUGAGUUUGAGGGAUGUCAAUUUACUUGGGAGAGAGAUAGGGGAUCUCAAAAUUGGGUUAGGGAAAAGCUGGAUAAGGUAUUGGUGAACGGGUUGUAGCGUGAGAUGUUUCCGUCGGCUCGGGCAUGGGCGGUAGACGGGAGGUGUAGUGACCAUCUCCCUUUGUUCUUACAACUUCAUUCAUUAGGUCGUAAGAGCUUUGUACGGGGGCUUAGAUAUGAGAAUUCUUGGGGAAAAUUGGAUGAGUGCAAGGGUAUUGUGGAGGGGUUUUGGUCUCGUACCUCGAGUGUUCCUAUUGGGACUCAGUUGGGGCAGUGUGGGAGAGCCGUUUGGAGUUGGGGUAGAGGGCGGAGGAAAAAUGAGAGUGAGAGUUUGCAGUACUGUCAGCGGCACUUGACUACCCUGCGAAAUCUUAGUGAUGAGGAGAGUGUGAGGGAGUUUGGUGAUGCUCAAAGGCAGUACAUGACUUUAGUUCAGAAUCAGAGUGAUCGUUAUAGACAAAGGGCAAAGGAGAUGUGGUAUGUUGGAGGCGAUAGUAAUACUCGCUUCUUCCAUAAUUCUGUUAAUUGUCGAAGGAAGAAGAAUCAUAUCCAUUCUCUAAGAAACUCCAGAGGGGAUGUUGUGACUGAUGAAAGUGCAAAGGGAGAAAUUAUGGUCGAUUACAUACUUCGUUCACUGCAGACGGAUAUUACUUCGGUCGAGGUUCGUGCCGCACUGUAUGCCAUGCAUCCUAACAAGUCCUCGGGUCCUGAUGGCCUCUCUCCGGCGUUCUUCCAAACCCAUUGGGACGUGGUGGGAGAUGAGGUAGUUUCUUUCUGCCAAUCUUUUCUUGUUAAUGGUCAUAUGCCUGAGUCUAUAUUCCAAACCCAUUGGGACGUGGUGGGAGAUGAGGGGAAUGGUCGACGUACUGGGCAUCCUUUGAAUUGUGGCCUUUGGUCACCUCCUCCUGUGGGUUAUUUGAGAGUAAACAUUGAUGAUGCUCUUGACUUUGCCCACCGAAGGACCAGCUUGGGUUGGGUCAUGCGGACUGCUGAAGGGGUUGUCAUAGGAGUAGUCAUGAAGAGGAUUGAAGGGCUCUUAGCAGUUCGUGAAGCUGAAGCUAUGGGUGCCCGAGAAGCUCUAAGUUGGUUAAAAGGAAAAGGAUGGAAUCAGGUGAUCAUUGAGUCGGAUGCUCAAGUCGUUACGGAUGGGGUCUCUCGGGGUGGCAAUGGAUCUCCUUACGGUGCUGUAUUACAAGAGAUCCGGGUGCUAAUGGAUCAAUUUGAGUCUGCUUCUCUCUGGUUUGUACGUCGUGAACUAAAUAUGCCGGCUCACGUUGUAGCAAAGAAGUCCCUGUAUAAUUCUAGCGAUGUGUUGGCUGAGUAUUGUGAUUUUAUUCCUCACUAGUUUUCGAACAUGUUUGCUAUGACUGGUUGAUCUGCAUUUUAAUGAAAGUUGUUUGGUUUUCAAAAAAAAAAA